CACGCGACAGCUCCUCCCCCCCGCCCCCACAGGAGCGGCGCAGAAGAAGGGAGCCCUCUUCGCCGCCACCAGCGCGCAAGCUGCCCGCGUAAAGGCCGCGCGUCGGCCACCGCGUAAGGCCGCUGCGUCAUCUCGCACAAGGCCCCUUUCUUUUCACCGCUCACCCGCGCGCCACCAGCAGAGGGCCUGCCCCGCAGCGCGCGGGGUCAUGGCCACACGCGGCGGCCAGGACGAGCAGCUCCUCGCGGGGCCGGACGCGGCCCUGGGCGCGGCCCCGGGCGCUCCGGGCCUGGAGAGCGGCGGCGCCGAGGGGGAGCCGCGCACCUGGCGGCUGCGCGCGCGCGCGGUCUUCGCCGCGCUGGUGGCCUGCGCCGUGCUCGCCGCGGUGGCGCCGGUCGGUCCCGGGGCGGCCGUGCGCGCCCUGGCGCACCAGGCGCGCGCGGCCGUGCAGCAGGUCGGCCCAGGAGCGCUGGGCUCCGCUGUGUCGCUCGCUGCGUCCGCGGAGGAGUAUACCGAGAUGUUGGACGCGGUGAACACGGAGCGCAUGAAGCACGGGCUCAGCUCCCUCUGCUACAAUGACAAGCUCAACAAGGCCGCGCAGGCGCACUCCGACGCGAUGCGGUCGAGCGGGAAGUUGUCGCACUGCUGCGGUGACAGUGACGGCAGCAGUGUAGAUGCCCGCGUUUCGCAAGAAGGCUACAAUUGGAGGGGGACGGAGGUCUUCGAGAACAUCGCAAAGGACACGCGCAGUCUCUCCUCUGUGAUGGGUAGCUGGCUGGCCGACAGCGAGGCCCAGGCCAACAUCCUCAAAGGUGGCAUUUCCCACUUCGGCUUCGCCAAGAGUGGCGACUAUUGGACACAGGUGUUCGCCUCUCCCCGGGGUCCCGAGGCCUGCAUUCGGGCCGGGGGCGGAGCGGAUGGGCACGGCGGGCAGUGCAGAGAUUUCGUGCCCGCGGGCGAGUCAUUCUGGCACGAUUCCGACGGGCACUGCUACCAUUGCGAUUGGUACGCCGUGGGCAACAGAUGCAAGGAGCACGGCCACGCUUACGAGAAGUUCGGCCACACCGCCAACACGGCCUGCUGCGCUUGUGGUGGCGGCGGCGGCGGUUGUGUGGAUUUGGUGCCCGACGGGAUGGACGUGUGGUACGACUCGGAUGGCGAGCACUACCACUGCGACUGGUAUGGAGCAGAGGGCGGUACCGACUGGACUGGAGAGAGACUUAAUCGUUGCACGGCAUACGGCGACCACAGCGCCAAUGGGGGCCUCACGGCCAGCCAGGCCUGUUGCGUUUGCGGCGGUGGCUACACUCCCGCCGAAGGAUCGCCGCCAGCACCAGCGCCCCCGCCCCCCAGUGGUUUGGAUUGCGGGCAUCACUGCGAGAAUAGUGGGGAUUGCGCUCCGGCCCUCUUCUGCUGACCCUAUCACCAUCUGUGUAUGGACAGAGCGACAUCAUCAACUGCUGGGCCGAAUUGCAGGUAGGUCAGUGAUAACACAAUUGAGUGGGCGACUGCUCACCUGCGUGCAGUAGCGCGUAUGUACUUGGAGCGUCGAUCUCGUGAGUAGGCCAGAAGCCUGUACCUCAGUGUGCUUUUGACGGAUGAAGGCAUUACAGGCGGGACCGUCCGAAGCACAAGUUCUGUCUGUUGCCCGAUUAGUUGGGAGUCUUACGUGUAUUAGGUGUUUGGUUUCAUUGUCGAGCGAUUCGGCUCCUCGUCCCACAGUUUAGGAUGCAACACUUGGAAGUUUUAAAUCGUUGUUGCAAAGAUUUCUCAGCAGUUGCCUCCUAACACAAUUCGAUGCGCACAUGCGCGGCGUCACGAAGGCGUCCCACUCCUCUGCGCAGCCGCACGUCCCAGACUUGAUGAAGGCGUUGCAGACGCUGGCUUUGGCUUGAUGUUCUUGCCUUGGCCUGACUGGCUGGGAGGCAGUACGUGCCAGCGCGAGUGCGGUUUCCUUCCGCUGAGGGUAGAUAGGAUAAUUUUUCGGGGGGGAAGAGGGUAUCUAUGACACGCCGAAGUUGGGAACGUGCCCCUCCCCUUGCACGGGAACCCUCUGUUGCACGGCACCCUCUGUCAGUCAAGGCCCCUCCCCAGGCAGAUUCUAAAAAUUUCUUUUGUGGGGACCCGUGACUUAAUCGCGAGGAAAUAGGAUAGUUGGCGCGCAGCACGUGUACAUAUUUGUCAUUGUCUGCUGCUUCUCUUCGAGCUGACGGACGGCGCCGCGGAUAGGCAGCAAGCUGUCAGUCCGCAGUAAAUGUGCAGCGGGCUCGGAGGGAUUCAGCGUGGCGUGCGGUGUGUUGCUGGAGCGUUUGCGGUGGAAAAGGUUUUUCUUCCACAACUCAGGAGCGAAAGAAGGACGUACACGUACAUAAAUCCACGUCGGUUUCGAGAGUACGCAUUGCGCGAACGUUCGUAUCACGCGGCCUGUCUCGCGGAUUGGGGAGCCG
Messenger RNA from Prorocentrum cordatum, 2447 nucleotides. The record is from the annotation of a GenBank genome assembly. NCBI's taxonomy places the organism in Eukaryota, Dinophyceae, Prorocentrales, Prorocentraceae.